This is a messenger RNA of Aspergillus sclerotioniger CBS 115572, 1363 nucleotides long. RefSeq names its product Eisosome component PIL1/LSP1 family protein. NCBI's taxonomy places the organism in Eukaryota, Fungi, Ascomycota, Eurotiomycetes, Eurotiales, Aspergillaceae. Gene Ontology annotation, biological process: eisosome assembly; endocytosis; negative regulation of protein kinase activity. The coding region runs from base 76 to 933 and encodes 285 amino acids. The transcript is spliced from 3 exons. Gene Ontology annotation, cellular component: eisosome filament; plasma membrane. The record is from RefSeq and is a predicted model, not a curated record. Gene Ontology annotation, molecular function: lipid binding.
GGCCAUGCCUUGCGCAAAAACACGGCCGGUGCCUUCGGGCCCGACCUUGCCAGGAAACUCUCUCAGUUGGUGAAGAUGGAAAAGAACGUCAUGCGCAGUAUGGAGAUGGUGUCGAGGGAGCGUAUGGAAACUGCUCAACAACUCUCGAUCUGGGGCGAAAACUGCGACGAGGAUGUGUCCGAUGUUACUGACAAGCUCGGCGUCUUGCUCUAUGAAAUUGGAGAACUGGAGGAUCUAUUUGUCGACCGCUACGACCAGUACCGUGUCACCAUCAAGAGCAUUCGCAACAUUGAGGCUUCUGUUCAGCCCAGCCGUGACCGCAAGCAGAAGAUCACCGAUGAGAUCGCCAAGCUCAAGUACAAGGACCCCAACUCCCCGCGCAUCGUCGUUCUGGAGCAAGAGCUAGUCCGUGCGGAAGCCGAAUCCCUCGUGGCUGAGGCUCAGCUCUCCAACAUCACCCGCGAGAAGCUCAAGGCGGCCUUCCAGUACCAGUUCGAUGCGCUCCGUGAGCAUUGCGAAAAGGUGGCUCUCAUCGCCGGCUACGGCAAGCACCUCCUGGAUCUAGUUGAUGACACGCCUGUCACUCCUGGCGAAACCCGUCACGCCUAUGAUGGAUAUGACGCCAGCAAAGCUAUCAUCCAGGACUGUGAGGAGGCACUCGCCAACUGGGUCACGUCCAAGGCUUCGGUCAAGCCCGCUCUCUCGCAGCGCUCCCGCACCCUAUCCCAGCGUCACCGUGAUACCCUCAAGGGCCGUGAGGGCGUCGACCUUUCGGGACAAGACCAGCCCCUGGGCCGUGACUCGUGGGUACCCGCGGACCAGCAUGCAACCUACCAGCAUGAGGUUGAAGACGGUGAAGAUGUGGCCAGCACUGUCGAUGGAGAGUCUCGGGGUCGAGAAGAGGAACGGGAGCCCGUCACAGUCUCGGUUUAAAGCAACUCACUCUUUGAACCACGAGUACUGACCAAUUCUCAUCUUUGUCUCUAUAUUGCGGAUUGAGAUUUCCGCUUAACGUGAUGUUAUCGUUGUUUUGACGUCUUUGUUCUUCACCCCACUGAGUUUCACUUACGAUUAAUUCAAUCCCUAAUGACGCAUGUCCUGCCACCGCUUCAGCAAUGUUGCUUCAGAACCAGGUGGUGGAAUUCUGCAAUAAAAGGAGACAUGACCGGGUCAAAGGGAAUUUCCUCUACUGUCGAUCGAGUAAUGUAAUACUAUACCACCGGCGAGGCGACGGAGACGGGGAGGAUAUCUAUAUUUGAUGCUUUUCUAUGCUUGGUUGAAUCAGUCUUUUGGGAUAGGAGUAGGUUUAAUGAACUGUUCUGAUGCCAACGUGUACUCCAGAUAAUUCCAACUAUUACCAGAC